Messenger RNA from Spodoptera frugiperda (fall armyworm), 4676 nucleotides. RefSeq names its product sorting nexin-8. The coding region runs from base 316 to 1407 and encodes 363 amino acids. Gene Ontology annotation, molecular function: phosphatidylinositol binding. The record is from RefSeq and is a predicted model, not a curated record. The transcript has 6 exons. NCBI's taxonomy places the organism in Eukaryota, Metazoa, Arthropoda, Insecta, Lepidoptera, Noctuidae. Gene Ontology annotation, biological process: retrograde transport, endosome to Golgi.
UGAUAAUCUGUGGUUAUGGAAUCGCAAUGAACGUCAUCUCAUACAUAUUAUUAAAAAACUUUACCUAACUUUAUUGUUUUAAUGUGAUGCGUUUGUUAAUAGACCAAGUUGCAUCUAUGAUGUGUAUGAAAUACAAGAUUUCUAAUUAUUGUAUAACAUUUUUAGUUGUACGGUGAUAGAAGUUAGUGCUACAGAAAGUUUAGAGAUUGAUACACCGGAUGACCUGUUGCUUGCAAACACUUUACUAAAAAAUAAUUUGGUACCUCGUCUGAGAUAAAAGAUUUUCCAACAAGCUAUCAUACAAAAGGGUGUAUUAUGUCCGUGGUGAUGGAGGAGGUGACGUUUGCAGAGUUGGAAGCAACAGAUGUUAUAAGCGUAGAGCUUGUACCAGAACGUAAAGGUCUCAUACUGAAGCAUUGUGAGUACUAUGUCAGUUCUAGAAGACAUGGUACUACAGUAUCACGGAGAUACAAUGAUUUCGUUCAGCUAUAUGACAUCUUAUAUGCGAAAUAUCCUUAUCGUGCCAUAUGUCGAUUGCCACCGAAGCGUGUGGUGGUUGGGGGAGGCAGCUCAAACUUCCUGUUGCGGCGCCGCGCCGCCCUGCAGCGCUGGCUGACGCUGGUCGCACGGCACCCAGUUCUGGCGCACGAUGCCGACCUCAGGGUGUUUCUUUGCGAAAGCACAUUGCGACUGGAGAAGCCCAAACAUGAUGAAUUUGUUCUAGCCGGCACACAGGAAGAUAAUCUGACCGAGGUGACGACACAAGAGUUGCAGGCAGCGUUCGAGAGCGAGCAGGAACCCCUGCAGCUGGCGCAGCUCGCCCUCGCCAGACUCACGCAGAUAUUUGAAAAAGUGCAAGACAGAUGUGAAGCCGAGAGGAGUGACAUGCGGGAGCUGGGCGCGGCGCUGAGCGGGCUGGGCGCGGCCGCCGGCGUCGGCGCCGACCCGCAGCUGGCCGCCGCCGCGCAGUACGUGCCGCGCAGUAGUGCCGCGCACCGCGCCCUGGGCGCCGAGCGCGCACGUACAGAGUGUUGUGUGCAGGGCGGCGGGCGCCGCGGGCCGCGAGCCCGAGCCGGCGUGGGACGACGACGGCGCGGCCGCGCUGCUGCUGGGCGCCGACGCGUGCGGCGCCUACACGGCGCUGUGCGCGCGCCUGUCGCGCGGCCUGCACGGGGAGCGCGCCGCCGCCGCCGCCGCGCCCGCCGCGCCGCGCGCGCUGCACCUGCGACACCGCUACGCCUUGCGCGCUGCGCUGCAGGAGGGGCGCGUGGCGCGCGCGUACGUGUGCGCGGCGCGGGGCUCGCUGGGCGCGCUGGCGGGGCGCCGCGCCGCCGCGCACGCCGCGCGGGCCGCGCUCUGGACCGACCUCGCGCGCGCGCUCGCGCUCUAGCCGCCUUCUACUGCUAAGUAGUGACAUGCUACUUACAUCUGAUGAUGGCUACAGGUUCUCGAUACAUAUCGGUCCAAGGUUAAUUAUCAUUCAGAAAUAAUCGGUUCUUCACAGGUGAGAGCAUAAGAUAAUGAUAAAUUUCUUUUAUAAGGCAAGUAUCUUCACACUAGCGAUAUUUGAGCGGGGCACACGAUGCCUCGCGGCGGCGGUGCGGCGUCGGAGCAGUGUCGCUGCCGUCUUACAGAGAAAAAUCGUACGACGUAACAACGUUGCGGCGCCGCACCGCUCGUGUGCCCACUGACAAGGUGAAAUGUUUGCGGAGCGGCGACGCAACGCAUCUUGUGCCCCGCUCUUAUACCUACUGAUGUUAUGUAACGACGGUGACUGCGUACUCGGUCAUGAUAAUCUGUGAUUCCGACAGCAGGCACACGAUGUACACUGUACAAACUAAAGAUAAAAUAAAAAUAAGUAUUAUUAUACUUGUAUAAUUCUAUCUAAUAAUACAUAUGUAUAAUUUUACAUAUUAUUUUACUAGUUUAAGAAAGAUGAUAGUCGUCUGCAAGAAUUCGUAAUGAGUGUUAAACCUCGCAUUGCGUUUCGUGUGUUAUUCUCGUUUAAUGGUUAUUGCCAUAAUGUAUGCCCACUAAGAUCGUUACUUUUUACUACAUAGUUAAACUUACCAAGGUAAAAGUCAGGGUAUACUUCGUGACACGAACCAAGUUCUAUCUCCAUAUUAUGUCUUACUUUAACUUUUACCACAGAUUGCUUUUCGUAUUCUUACGUAAACUUACUUCCAAGUAGACGUGAUGAAAUAGUUUGAAGUAUAAUUUCCAAGUUGCGAUGGAUCGAAAUGUUUUGUGUUAACUUUGUAAUAGAUCUAAGUAAUUAUGCCCUAAAAUAUUUUAGUACUUUUAGUAUUGUGCUUUUUCUACACAAUAUCUUUUCAACAUAUUGUUGUAUGUAAUACAUAAUUAGUUGCAACUUGCUAAGAACAUAAUGUGGGAUGACUACCGCCAGAUCUUACGUAGCAAUAAGCUAAACCAUUACUUUUAAGUUUUAUUUUCGAAUACAUUCCUGAAUCUAAUCUAUGGAAGUCAAAUUUGCUCAAGACAAUGAUAUCAUCCUGUUAACGUCGUGGGGCCUUAGUCUGCUAUUACAAUUGUGUCACAAUGGUCGAUCACUGAGCAGUGCAAGAGGGACGGAGCUAUGUAGGUUGUAUAGCUCCGUCCCUCUUGCACUGCUCAGUGAUCGACCAUUCUGACACAAUUGUAAUAGCAGACUAAGGCCCCUGUAGUUGGACAAAGACAUCUUCCUUCGCCAAGCUUGUUCAAGGCGGACUGGAUAUUUCAAACUUAAUAUUUUACCUACAAAUCAAGUUUUCCUCGCGAUGCUUAGCCACAUAUUUUGAAAAAAAUUCUAUUGUUGUAUUACACUAACAUAAUACAACAAUCGAAAUUUUUUUUUUAGUGUAAAUUUGCAAACUUUCCUACGUAAAGGAAAGGCAUAGUUCAGUGGAUUGUUACUGGAUGGUGAUCAUGUUAUGCUCAUUAUUGUUAAUGUUUCGAUUAAAAUAUGUUGAAGCUAUUGUAUAUGUGUAUAAAAUAUUUUAAUAAGACGUUUAUUGACGUCGAUGAUUUACCGUAAUCUCAUUUAAGUGAAAUAAUACAAACAUGUAGGGAAAGUGGUACAAAAUGUUCCCUUGAGGUAAAAUUUAAACGGUAUUGACAAAGUUUCGCAUGCUAGUCUCCUUAUUGCCUCGUCCGCAUACAGAUGGUACGCACACUGAAGUUCAGGAGUAACGAGGUUGAUAAAAAUGGAGAAUAGAAGUGGGGAAAGAAUGCCGCCCUGAAGAACGCCAGCAGUCAAAUCACACUAGCCAGAGAAAUUAUCACCAUACUGUACCGACUACUGACGCUCUCAAAGAUACGAAGAGAACCAUUUCAGAGAUUUGUAGGUGAUCGUAAAAUGGGACAGGAUUGCCAAAAGGAUGUCGUGAUUGACCGUGUUAAAAGCAUUGGAAAAAUCAACUAACACUAAUACUUUAGUAUCCUCCGUCCCUGACGUCGCCAGUCACUUUAAAGAUGGAUCGUACCUACAGUGCUGUGGCCACGACGAACACCUGGGGCCUUAGUCUGCUAUUACAAUUGUGUCAGAAUGAUCGAUCACUGAGCAGUGCGAGAGGGACGGAGCUAUGUAGGUUGUACAGCUUCAUCCCUCUCGCACUGCUCAAUGAUCGACCAUUCUGACUCAAUUGUAAUAGCAGACUAAGGACCCUGAUUGUAAUAGGCUUAUUAAAAACUUGGGGACUUUCGACACUUUAUUCUCAAUGGUGAACCCAAGGAUUCCGCCAAAAUUUGCCAUCGUUCAUUCUCUAAUUUUUAUUAUGUCUCUUUUGACUGAACUUUUCCGACUUCGAGCAUAGUAAAGUAGAAAUAUUUUAUGUUAAAGUUCAUAUUUGGGUGGCACGAUAAUACGAUACAGCGAUGCGAAGUUCGUGCGCAUUGAAUUAUCGAAUGAACGAAAUAACCCGAGUAAUUCCGAUCGUUGCCGAAACGAAGCACAUCAGCGUACUGGGCCAGCCAUUAUCUAAUAAUCUAACGAACGAGUGAAUGACUAACAGUAUAACAACCAACAAGUUGUUGUUUUUAACAACUGUCAAUAUUUAUAACAGCGAAUGCGAAUAAUCGUUACAUCACAAUUGUGUAUAUGAUGUCGAUCUUUCAAAAACUUUUGGACUUUUAUGUCAUUGAUUCGUCAGCGCUAGAGCACUGAGCUGCGUAGACGCAGUCUCACGGUCUUUCGGAAGUUCUUGAGAUAUUAUAAUAUUUUCUAAUCAAGUGCUUACAAAGUAGUUAUUUUUACUCGAUAAGACUUAGGAAUCGGUCAUGAUUUACUAGAUUGUGUGGACUAUAAUAUAACUAUGUAAGAAAGAUUUCUCUGUAGAACUGGAAUGACAUUGCAUGAAUUUUCUAUUGAAUAUAUAAGGAUCCUGCAGGCGGUAGUUUUGUAUACCGGGGUGUACACAAUACUUAAUCCUUUGCUAAAAACAGAAAAACAAAUAUACCGUCUAUGGUUUAUAUAAAUCUGAGUUAAGUUAUAUGUAGGGCAUUAAACUUGCUAACGAAUAAAUAUCAGAAGUUAACGAUAUGUGUGAUAUUUACUUAGAGGUAUUGUUAUGUACCACUUUCCCUAUAAAUAAACCAUUAGAAAAUAGCUAGGUAAUACCUUUGUUACUUUUAUGUUAUUGUAUUCGUUAUUGUUUGACAAAUAUACUUCUAUACACCGA